AUCUUCUUCUUCCCCUUUGUUUUUCCUACCAACUGUUCAGCGGAGGAAUAAUAGUAGAAGCGAAAAGUGCAAUCAUACGCUAAGCAGCAAUAGCUACUGCUUAAGCUAUUGUAUAUUAAUUAAAAACAAAGCGCCGUAACUAUCACCAUCAUCAGCGUACGAAGCAAAAACAAACGGCGAGACAACAACGACAUGUAGUUGUGUUUUUUCUGUUCUUGCUGCAUCAGCUGUAUGACGAGAAGGCGACGACAACGUAUUUAUUUCUAGAAAUGAACAAGCGCAAAUAGAGCAAAGCCAGCCAAUAGUUUAGAAAUAGCUGCCGCGGAACAAAUCAACACACUAACCAAGAUCAACACACUGCUAAUCGCCCAUUCCAGCUGUUGUAGUGUAUUGUAUGGCGUAGCAGGCGAAUCGCAACAACAAAGACGAAAGUUGCAAAAGUGCGUGCGCCACGUCAGUAUAGGCGAACGAUCGUAAGAGGGGAGAGGGGGAACGCUCGCACCGUCGGUAUGUUUAACAACUUUAAGAACCGAUUCAUAUCGGCAAUUGCGCCAGACUUGCCGCCUUUGCCAAGCAGCGAACGCGAGCAUCAGCGAGGCAAUCUUCGCCUGGGUAACCAGCAAAUGCAAGACAAGUUCCCAUACGCACGCCCGCCGUUCCUCCAGCUGCUAACCGUCGACGAGCUGCGCGCGUCGGCCGACCACAAUGUGCGGCCCAUCAUCGUGCCGCGCGACAUAAAUUUACUGCCGUGGGGCACGGGCUAUGCAGAAUGCGUCAAUUCUGGCAAGUCCGAGUGGAAUGAGGACCAGGGCGCCUUCUGUCGACAGGUGCUCUCGGAUCCGGAACACAAGCAUCCGGACCUGCCGUACACAUAUUUCGGCAUCUUUGAUGGCCAUGCUGGAUACGGUGCGGCCCUUGCCGCCUCACACCAGUUCCAUCACAUACUGCACGAGAAGCUGGUGGACUGCAUUGAGCUUUUAUUGCCUCGCGACUCGGACAAUGAGAAUGCGAAGGUGAAUCCGAGCUUUCCGCAUCCAAUUUACUUUCAGCGGCGUGUCAGCAAGGAUGAACUGAUAAUUGGCUCGUUGGAGGCAGCCUUUUUUCACAUGGACUCGUUAAUAGCGCAGGAUCGGGAUCGAUAUCGUGAUGCAGGUGGCUGCACCGCCUGCGUCUCGCUCUUUAUCGAUGGAAAAAUGUAUGUGGCCAAUGCGGGCGACAGUCGGGCCGUACUCUGCCAGCGACGCGUGCCGCCGCCCAAACCAGUACAGACGGGGCUAGAGGCUGUGAUUGAAACCGAUCCGUUGGAGGCGUGCACAUACCCAACGCCGUUCUCGGCCGAUCACACCCCAGAAACAGAGCGGGAACGUUUGCUGAAUGUGGCGCGCCUUAAGCCGCAUCUGAUGGGCAAGCAAUACGUGGCAAUGGAGUAUGCCAAACGGCCGCACAUCAAAGACAUGGGCCAACGAAUCCUGUGCCGGCCGGGCACAAUGAAGGGCUGGACAUAUAAGACGCUGACGCGCGAAGAUCUCCGCAUGCCGGUGGUCAAUGGUGAAGGCAAGCGCAGCCGGCUGCUGGGCACGCUGGGCGUGACGCGCGGCUUCGGCGACCACGAUCUACUGGCCAUUAACACUGGCAUACAGAUUAAACCAUUCCUUACGCCACAUCCCGAUGUAAAGCAGCGCAAUCUUACACAAGUGGUUAGCAUUCCAGAUGAACACAACGAGGAUGGCGACUAUGGCGUACUGGUCAUGGCUACUGACGGCCUGUGGGACGUGUCUGAAAAUGAGGCGGUGGCGCGCACUGUGUUUCAAACUCUUUCCAAAUACCCUAAAGAGAAACAUCGGUACACAAUGGUCGCACAGGAGUUAGUGGCACGUGCCCGUGGUAAAAUCAAUGACUCGGGCCACUGGCGACUAGCCGACAGCAAGGCGGCAGCCACCGUGGACGACAUCUCGGUGAUUGUGAUACCAGUCUAUCAGUAUUACAAGGAGCACAUAGAAUGGACGCAGAACUAUGCACGCAUACUGAAUGAGAGGCGGCGAAAAGCCGCCGAGGCCAACGAGGUGCAAGAGGCGGUCAAUGUGCUCAACGGCAUUGUCGCCGAGGAGGCGCAUGUGGUGGAAGAAGAAGAGGCUCAGGCGACAACUUCACAAGCGGACGUAGAAUCCCAAGUGGUGCUGACCAAUGUACUUUCCGAAAUUGAGGAUGAAGAUGAAGAUACGCUCGUGGUGGAAUUAAAUCCACAUGCGGACAUCGAGAACGCCCUGCCGCCGGUGGAGGCUCGCCUCGAGACGGUCAGGGAGACCCUAAAGCAUGUCGAGCUCGACGCUAGCAAUGCAUCAGAAACGCCCACAAGCUCACCCAUCAAAUCAAAGCCACAGCAACAACAACAGCAGCAACAAAGAAGUCGCAAAAGCAAAGGCAACAAACAUUAAGAAAACGAACAGUUAAGGAGUCGGAGUCGGUGUGCCCUCAAUGCAUACGCCACUAUAUACUAUAUAUACAUACAUAUACAUAUAUAUGUAUAUAUAUACAUAUACAUAUAUAUGUAUAUAUAUACAUACAUAUGUUUAGAAACAUGGCUAUAUUUUUUUAAACACAU
This is a messenger RNA of Scaptodrosophila lebanonensis, 2602 nucleotides long. RefSeq names its product protein phosphatase 1H. Gene Ontology annotation, molecular function: cation binding; protein serine/threonine phosphatase activity. NCBI's taxonomy places the organism in Eukaryota, Metazoa, Arthropoda, Insecta, Diptera, Drosophilidae. The record is from RefSeq and is a predicted model, not a curated record. Gene Ontology annotation, biological process: protein dephosphorylation. Bases 510 to 2435 code for a protein of 641 amino acids. The transcript has 6 exons.